Messenger RNA from Vanrija pseudolonga, 2002 nucleotides. It is a transcript of the gene cyp15, whose product is annotated as Peptidyl-prolyl cis-trans isomerase cyp15. The coding region runs from base 8 to 1954 and encodes 648 amino acids. Gene Ontology annotation, biological process: protein folding; protein peptidyl-prolyl isomerization. Gene Ontology annotation, molecular function: protein binding; peptidyl-prolyl cis-trans isomerase activity. Lineage: Eukaryota; Fungi; Basidiomycota; Tremellomycetes; Trichosporonales; Trichosporonaceae. The transcript is spliced from 6 exons. The record is from RefSeq and is a predicted model, not a curated record.
CAGCACCAUGUCGGAAGAAUCAGCCCUGGGCAAGCGCGCGCGCAGCGCGUCAGAGGACGAAGUGGGGCCCGCGGUGCCCGUUGACGAUGAUUCAGACGACGAGAUUGGCCCGAUGCCGGACGCUGGCGGCGACGAAGGGGAGAACGGCGGUGCCGCUGGGGGAAAGAGGAAGAAGCGCCGCGCUGUCCUCCCCCAUGAACGGCUGUACCUCGAGCACUUGCCACAGGCCGACUGGUACUACAAGAGCUUUAUGCACCGCGACAAUGUCAACUAUGUCGUUGUGACGAGAACAAACUUCAUCAUCACCACCUCGGUCGACGGACACCUCAAGCUGUGGAAGAAGCAAGAACAAGGCAUCGAGUUCGUCAAGCACUACCGCACGUCGCUCAAGGCGAUCGUCGGGGUGAGCGCGAGCGAGGACGGCGCCCUGUUCGCGAGCAUCAGCGCGAAUGGCGAGGGGCGCGUGUUCGACGUGGUGAAUUUCGACAUGAUCAACAUCCUCAAGUUUGGGUUCACGCCCAAGGCUUGUUGCUGGGUCCAUGCGCCUGGUGCUGGGCAGCCUCUGCUCGCUGUGAGCGACGUCAGCUCGCCUACGAUUCGGAUAUACGACGGGCGUGGUGACUCGACACCGCUGUUCACGCUCGACAAGGUGCACCGCGCGCCUGUGCACCUCAUGGUCUACUCGCCCAAGUUUGACGUCGUCAUCUCGGCAGACGAGGCAGGCUUCGUCGAGUACUGGCAGCCCAGCGAGCCAUGGGGCGUGCCCUCCCUCCCCGGCAUGUGGCAGUUCAAGUCGUCGACCGACCUGUUCCACUUCAAGAAGACCAAGACCAUCCUCUCGACGCUGACCUUCUCGCCGUCCAACUCGCACUUUGCGGCCAUUGCGCUCCCCUCGCGCGCGGUGCACAUCUUCAACACGCUCACCGGCAAGCUGACCCGCACGUACGACGAGAGCCUGACUGCCAUCUCGGAGAUGCAGCAGGCCGGCACGGCCGUGUUCAAGCUCGACGAUAUGGACUUUGGCCGCCGACUUGCGACCGAGCGCGAGCUCGACCGCGACGAGAGCGGUCCGGGCGGCGCGCUGCGCACGCAGAACGCGGUGUGGGAUGAGAGCGGCAACUUUGUGCUCUACCCCACGUUGCUGGGCAUCAAGGUCGUGAACACGGUUACAAACCAGGUCGCCCGCGUCAUUGGCAAGGACGAGACGCUGCGCUUCCUCAACCUGAGCCUGUUCCAGGGAGCGCCGAGUAAGAAGGGCAUCCAGACGGUCGCGAUGGCAGCCAGUUCAAACCCUCUGCUACAGGAGCAGGCAGUCCGCGACCCGACGCUCUUCGCGACGGCGUACAAGAAGCCCCGGUUCUACAUGUUCGGCCGGGACAAGGGCGAGGACGUCAAGGGCGGCGACCGCGACGUGUUCAACGAGCGCCCGACGCACGAGGAGCGCACCGUCGCGCUGUCCGAGGCCGCGCCCGCCAAGGCGGCACUGCCGACCGCCGCGACGAUCCACACGUCCAUGGGCGAUAUCCACCUCAAGCUCUUCCCGCAUAUUGCGCCCAAGACGGUCGAGAACUUUGCGACGCACGCGCGGAACGGGUAUUACAACAACGUCAUCUUCCACCGCAUCAUCAAGAAGUUUAUGCUGCAAGGAGGCGACCCGACGGGCACGGGCAGCGGCGGCGAGUCGAUCUGGGGCGGCGAGUUCGAGGACGAGUUCUCGCCGCUCGCGAAACACGACAGGCCGUACACGCUGUCGUCGGCCAACGCGGGGCCAAACACGAACGGGUCGCAGUUCUUCAUCACGACGGUGGCGACGCCACAUCUGGAUAACAAGCAUAGCGUGUUUGGCCGCGCUGUUGGCGGGCUGGAGGUGAUCCACGCGAUUGAGAAUGUCAAGACGGAUAAGGGCGACCGGCCGUUUGACGAGGUCAAGAUGAUGUCGAUUACGCUCGAGUAGGCGUGAGUGGAGUCGGAGUAGAAAUGUAGAGACUAUGCAGGGUGUGGG